AGAGUUAGUUAUAGCACAUCAAACACGCAAGAAGGAACAUACAUACACAUACACAAUAUAUCUAUCUAGUAUCUAAUCUUCUUUCUUUGUUUGCAAAUAAUUAACUAGACAUCAUUGAUCAAUCGUCAUGUCUAUGAAGAUAGCAGCUGAUGAAAGAGAAAGAUCAUCAUCAUCAAAGAUGGAAGUGAAGGUGAGAGAGUAUGAUGAAGAGAGACACAAAAUGGAAGUUGAGAAACUUGAGAAGCUUUGUGAAGUUGGGCAGAGAGGGAAGCCUUCUCUUCUCACUGACCUCAUGGGAGACCCCAUUUGCCGUAUCCGUCACUUUCACUUACAUCUCAUGCUGGUUGCAGAAUAUGGAGAAGGAGAAGUAGUUGGAGUGAUUAGAGGGUGUGUGAAAACAGUUACAAAGGGGAAUUCAUCACUUCAUAUAAAGCUUGCUUAUAUCUUAGGACUCAGAGUCUCUCCUCUACACAGGAGAUAUGGCAUUGGGACAAAGUUAGUUGAACAUUUAGAAGAAUGGUGCAAGCAAAAAGGUGCUAACUAUGCAUAUAUGGCAACUGAUUGCACAAAUGAGCCUUCACUCAAUUUGUUCACAAAAAAAUGUGGAUACUCAAAAUUUAGGACUCUAACCAUGUUAGUGCAACCUGUUCAUGCUCACUACAAGCCAAUAAGCUCCAAAAUCGCCAUGCUUCGGCUUCCAGCGCGCCUAGCCGAGUCGAUGUACAACUAUAUCUUCGCGAAUUCGGAAUUUUAUCCUAAGGAUAUAGACGCAAUUUUGUCAAACAAACUCAAUCUGGGGACUUUUAUAGCAAUACCAAGGAAGAACAUCAAGAAAUUUGAUCUUAAAAUGGGUAUUCUCCCUCCAAGCUAUGCUAUACUAAGUGUUUGGAACACCAAAGAAGUGUUCAAAUUGCAAUUGAAGGGUGUGUCACCAUUAGCACAUGCUUGUUGUGUAGGUACAAGGUUGUUAGAUGAAUGGAUGCCAUGGCUAAGGUUACCUUCAUUCCCUGAUGUUUUUAGGCCAUUUGGGGUUUAUUGUCUUUUUGGUCUACACAUGGAGGGUAAAUAUGGUAAACAACUCAUGAAGGGUCUAUGUGGACUUGUGCAUAAUAUGGCUAGAGAUGAUGGUGGAUGUGGGGCCAUUGUGGCUGAGUUGGGCCUGAGGGACCCAGUUAGAGAGGCUGUCCCACAUUGGACCAAGUUCUCAUGGGCUGAGGACAUGUGGUGCAUCAAGAAUCUUGACAAGAAAUGUGAGCCGUCCGAUUGGUUGACUUCUAAAUCCUCUUCUCCAGUUAUUUUUGUUGAUCCCCGAGAUUUUUGACUCUAAACCCUAAACCCUAAAUUCUAAUAAACAAAGAAAAAGAGAGGAAGAAUUACUAAUUGAAUGAA
Messenger RNA from Arachis duranensis, 1389 nucleotides. RefSeq names its product probable N-acetyltransferase HLS1. The record is from RefSeq and is a predicted model, not a curated record. The transcript is spliced from 3 exons. Bases 128 to 1321 code for a protein of 397 amino acids. NCBI's taxonomy places the organism in Eukaryota, Viridiplantae, Streptophyta, Magnoliopsida, Fabales, Fabaceae. Gene Ontology annotation, molecular function: acyltransferase activity, transferring groups other than amino-acyl groups.